Messenger RNA from Lactuca sativa (garden lettuce), 1338 nucleotides. RefSeq names its product WAT1-related protein At3g28050. Gene Ontology annotation, molecular function: transmembrane transporter activity. Lineage: Eukaryota; Viridiplantae; Streptophyta; Magnoliopsida; Asterales; Asteraceae. The record is from RefSeq and is a predicted model, not a curated record. Gene Ontology annotation, cellular component: membrane.
UUGAUCUCUAAUUGGUUUCAAGUUGAUACUAAAAUUACUAUUGACUACUACAUUUCGUAUAAAAUAUAAACAUUCAAGUUCUUUAGACUUGAAGAUCUUUGAGAGAGAUGAAGAUGAAGAUGAAAGGCACAUUGCCAUUUCUGGCUAUGGUGAUUGGUCAAAUUGCACAGGUGGGGUUGACUUUAGCUGGGAAGAAAGCUAUAGAAACCGGGAUGCAUAACUUUUCUUAUGUUUUCUACUCCAACUUUUUCGCAUCACUUAUUCUUCUUCCUACUUCUUUUCUCAUUCAUAGAUCAUCGAAUCGCCCUCCUCUAACUUUAUCAGUUGCCGGUGGUUUUCUUGUUGUUGGCAUACUAGGGUUCUUGGUACAGGUGGUUGGAUAUGCUGGACUUACAUAUGCUUCCGCUACAGUUGCCACGGCAAUUCUUAACCUCAUACCAGGCUUUACUUUUAUACUCGCCAUCAUAUUUGGGGUAGAAAGACUAGACCAUGGAGGGGUAACCAAGUGGGCGAAAAUCAUUGGAACCCUAGUUUCAAUUUUAGGGGCUAUAAUCGUAACUUUUUACACGGGCCCCGCAAUUAUAACCUCUCAUUUAACUUUAGUCGCUCCACAACAUCUCCUUGGUCAAUCAUCAGAGUUCAUCCUUGGUGGAGUGUUAAUGCUAAUCGACUGUGUCUUAGCUGCUUUAUUCAUUAUUGCACAGGCGGUCAUCCUCAAGAGAUACUCAGCCGUCCUGAUUUUGAUGUUGGCUUAUUGUUCGAUUAUAACCGUCCUUUCGCUUUUAGCUUCAUUGAUUUUGGAACACGAUUUGAGUGCAUUUAGUUUACAGUCUAAAACUAGGUUUCUUGCGAUUUUGUAUGCGGGUUGCUUUGGGGCUGGUUUUCAACUCACAAUUGGAGCAUGGUGUGUGAAGAUGAAAGGGCCACUUUUUGUUGCUAUGUUUCAUCCAUUAGGGAUUGUGAUUGCAGCUAUUAUGGGUGUUAUAUUUUUAGGAGAUUCUCUCUAUCUUGGAAGUUUACUUGGAUCAGGAGUGAUUGUGAUUGGAUUUUAUGGUGUAAUGUGGGGAAAAGGUAAAGAAGAUAGAAUUGUUGAAGGGAAUAUGAUUGAGAGCUCAAAAACUCCUCUUUUGCAAGAUGACAUUCAUGAUGAUAAUGUCAUGCUACCAUGAACAUGAUGAUAGUUUAUGAAAAGACUUGAAGUUUUAGUCUAUUGUAAGACUUUUUGUUGUAUGAUAUGAUGUUUUAUUGUUAUUGAUUAACAUUUAUAAGAUAUAUAGUUAACUUUUGUAUCUUCCUCAUGUCAUGAAAUUUAUAAAACAAAAGUUAGCAAUUUGUAAA